AAGAAUUUAUUGCGACACCGGGCACAUUCAGGGAUGAUCUUAUACAUGAAAAACAUAUGUCUAUGGUUUAUACACCUGGAAUACCUCCACCCGAAUCACAUGCGCGAACUUCUAUGUAUGGAGUUCCUGUGCUUGGAAAUAAUUAUCAUAGUUCAUAG
Molecule: messenger RNA, 158 nt
Organism: Dentiscutata heterogama
Lineage: Eukaryota; Fungi; Glomeromycota; Glomeromycetes; Diversisporales; Gigasporaceae
Source: the annotation of a GenBank genome assembly